CUGACCUACUAACACAGAUCCAUGAGUCAGUAGCCACCUUGAGAGGGAAAAAGCCGUGGGAGGAGAGCUUGGUACUUCGCAACUUGUAGGAUUUUGUCAAGUUAUUUCCUUAUCAGCUGAUGGGAAAGCUAAACUUGUUCCCUGUGGCUGACAGGCGGUGGAAGAGCAGAGCGAACCCUCCGACCAGGUGCUAGAAAAGAUUUCCUCAACUGAAGUGAACUGAUCGAGUGUGGCAGUUGCUAUUGCUGCAUACAAGCAUUAUGGUGUACAGUUAAAGACCUUUGAGCAUAUUGAUAGUAGCCAACAGUGACAAUAUGCAAUCAAUCAAGCAAGAGGUGGAGUCCAGUGAGUCCUACAGCAGAGAGGAUGCUCUGGUCUUGGCUGUGGCCUUACAAGGGGCUAACAGAGACCUGAUUGGCCACAAAACCUCUGCAAUUCCGUUCAAGUCUAAAACUACCUGCCGCAGAAAAAGGGAAUUUAUCCCAGAGGAGAAGAAAGACAACCUUUACUGGGAGAGGCGUCGCAAAAACAAUGAGGCGGCAAAACGCUCCAGAGAGAAGCGGCGCAUAAAUGACAUGGUGCUUGAGAACAAGCUGAUGGCCCUCGGAGAGGAAAAUGCCUCCCUCAAGGCUGAGUUGUUAUCAUUGAAGCUGAAGUUUGGUCUGGUGAGCUCGGCAGCGUAUGCCCAAGAGGUCCAGAAGUUAUGCAGUUCCACCGCUGUCAACCUCUACCAGGAGUUUGUUCCAUCCAGUGCUGGCCAAGGUUCCAGCAGGGACUUAGAACCUCUUCAUCUGCGCAGCAGCUGCAUAUCAGUCAUCAAGCAUUCACCUCACAUGCCCGAGACAUGUAGUUCAACUCAGGCCAGCUUUAGUAUCUGCACGACUGCAGAGGUCAAGCAAGAACCAGCAGAGAAUGGCAGCUAUGCACAGGAGAGAAGUAGUCCCUAUGAACUAUAUAGAAACUACAUGGCCAGCUCUUUGUCUGGAGUCUACCCCCAACCUGCUUCAUUCCUGCAGAUCACCAGGUCAUCCAGUAACUCCCCCAGGAGCUCAGAUGACAGUGUUGUAAGCAAAUCAUCAGAUGGUGAGGAUGAGCAGCAGGUCCCCAAAGGGUUGACACCAUCUGUAGCUGAUCCAAGAAGUGUCAUUGUCUCCACACACAAAGUGCCAGAUGCCAGUUCUUCAGCUUUGCCCCAUAAACUGCGGAUCAAGGCCAGAACCGUCCAAAUCAAAGUGGAGGCCAUCGAUCCUGAUUACGAGUCUUCGGGAAAGUCCUCUUCGCCCGUCAGCAUUUCAGCGGGAGGUUGCUACCAGACCACUCAGGACUCUUUAGAGUACACCCAGUCUUCCCCGUACCCUUUGUCAUUACAAGUCACCAACAUGCAAGACUGGACCCACCGGUCUGGGCAGUGGCAUAAAAGUGGCACAGAGACACUGCAGAAUGGUUGCAAGAGAAGCAGGCUGACCCCAAGCCCUGUCUCAAACAAAACCAUUGUGGAUGUAAAGAAACCGUCCUAUGCACACUCAGAUACUGAGGACCUGUAUCUGAAAGAGGGCCUUGCUGACCUGUCUGCUGAAGUGUCCUCUCUGAAAAGACUGAUCAAAACACAGAAAGGGUCUGUGAUAGAGUCAACCAAAAGCACCGCUGAUCAUCACGAGUCAUUAUCGAAAGGAUGUUCUUCUGAAUGACCUUAGUGUGUUUUGCAUUUCCACUGUAUUUGCUGUUGCACUGUGUGGUUUAUAUUAGUUAUUACAACGUUUCAAUUACUGUACAUUUUCAAAUAAAGUGUGCUCAAAUAAUAACUGUUGGAACAAAGGCUGUUUGCUAAAGUAGGCUUAUUUAGAAAUGUUGCGGAGGGGUGGAAUUACCUUUACUGUAAUGGUAAAUUCAAUAUAUUUACAAUACCACAGCACUAAUUUCAUCAGUACAGAAACACUGUCAUGUCAUUCUCAUCAUUUCCAUUUGCUUCCACUUCAAUUAAACUGUUUUUAAUGUGAAUUAUCUGCUGGAAAUGUUGAAUUUCAUUGACAGUAGGAAUGAGCGAGUACACUAUUAUCUGUUAACUGACAAAUUAUUAUGGGUGGGGCUUAAACCAGACAUGGGCGGGACUAACCAUAAGUUGUUAAUUUAAGGCUGAAAUUGCUAUAUUAAUUAGAACUCUCAGAGUUGAGCUUCAGAGCAAUGUUUUUGAUCACAAUAGUAAGAGAGCUACUUACAGAAGAAUUUCAAUUCAAUUCAAUUUUAUUUGUAUAGCGCCAAUUCAUAACAGAAGUUAUCUCAGGACACUUUUCAAAUAGAGCAGGUCUAGACCGAACUCUUUAACAUUAUUUACAGAGACCCAACAGUACCACCAUGAGCAAGCACUUGGCGACAAGGGCAAGGAAAAACUGCCUGUUAAAAGGCAGAAACCUAGGACAGAGAGAGAGAGACAGACAGGUGCACAGCAACAACAGUAUUGGUAAUGGCAAUCUAGCAGAACCAUGGCAGGAGGCUUCAUCAUGAUCGAUAACCUCGAUCGAACCUGCGAGACGAGAAAGCACAAGAACUCCGGGGAAGAAGUGAAGUCAGUAACAUGCAUUAAUGGGACAUGAAUGAGUGCAGAAAGAGAGAGGAAGAGAGGAGCUCAGUGCACCAUGGGAAAUCCCCCGAUAGUCUAGGCCUAUAGCAGCAUAACUAAGGGAUGGUUCAGGACUCACCUGAUCCAGCCCUAACUAUAAGCUUUAUCAAAGAGGAAUGUCUUAAGCCUACUCUUGAAUGUGGUGAGGGUGUCUGCCUCCCGAACCACAACUGGAAGCUGGUUCCACAGGAGAGGAGCUUGGUAACUGAAGGCUCUGGCUCCUGUUCUACUUUUAGAGACUAUAGGAACCACAAGUAGCCCAGCAUUCAGAGAACGUAGUGUUCUAGAGGGGUUUAUAGGGUACUAUGAGCUCUUUAAGAUAUGAAGGGGCCUGACCAUGAAGAGCUUUAUAGGUGAGGAGGAGGAUUUUAAAUUCUAUUCUAAAUUUUACAGGGAGCCAGUGCAGAGAAGCUAGUACAGGAGAGAUGUGAUCUCUUUUUCUAGUUCCUGUCAGUACUCGUGCUGCAGCGUUUUGAAUUAAUUGGAGCGUUUUAAUGGACUUAUUGAGGCAACCUGAUAAUAAAGAGUUGCAGUAAUCCAGCCUAGAAGUAACAAAUGCAUGGAUUAGUUUUUCUGCAUCUGUCUGUGAUAGUAUGUGUCUAAUUUUUGUAAUAUUACGUAAAUGAAAGAAGGCAGUCCUAGAGGUCUGCUUUAUGUGGGAAUUAAAUGACAAUCCUGAUCAAAGAUAACUCCAAGAUUCCUGACAGUGGUGCUAGAGGUAAUGGUAAUGCCAUCUAGAGUAACUAUAUCUUUAGACAGUGAGUCUCUAAGAUUUUUUGGCCAAGUACAAGAAUUUCGUUUUUUCUGAGUUUAACAUCAGAAAAUUGCAGCUCAUCCAGGAUUUUAUGUCCUUAAGACAUGUUUGUAAUUUAGAUAAUAGAUUAAUUUCAUCGGGCUUGAUCGAUAGAUAUAACUGCGUAUCAUCUGCACAACAGUGAAAGUUAAUGGAGUGAUUCCUAAUAAUGUUGCCUAAAGGGAGCAUAUAUAAAGGAAAUAGUAUUGGUCCAAGUACAGAACCUUGUGGAACUCCAUGACUAACUGUAGUAUUUAUUGAAGAUUCAUCGUUAACAUGUACAAACUGAGAACGAUCUGAUAAAUAUGACUUAAACCAGCUUAGUGCGGUUCCUUUAAUGCCAAUUUGAUGCUCAAGUCUCUGUAGAAGAAUAUUCUGGUCACUGGUGUCAAAUGCAGCACUAAGAUCUAACAAUACAAGUACAGAGACACGUCCAUUGUCUGAAGCAAUCAAAAGGUCAUUAGAAGCUUUUUUAAUAAAAGUUGCUUUAUGUAUUGUUUAUUAGAAAAUUAUUGACUAUUGACACAUUUUACUCUGAUGAUAGUCAUAAAAAAAGCACAUCACCCGUACCGGAUACUCAUUUCAGCCAAGUACUCUUUCAAACAUAAGUAACAGUAGCUUGAUCAGGGAUUAAAAAAAAUGAAGAAGUAAAUGAAACAUGAAUUCACUGGUGUUUGAAAACAGUAUUUCUGGUGUAUGACACGACUCUCUUUUACUGAUGAAGUUAGUGCUGACAUUAUACUUACUCAUCUUACUAAGAUGUACUUAGUUUGAUGUUCAGUAUAAUGUGCCUUCAUGUAAAGAUAAUUAACAGCAAAUUAAAAUUGGAGCAGAUGAGAAAACAGGGAGAUUUUUUGAUCAUAUAGACCAAAUAAAUACCUGGUUCUCACUGCAGUCUGGGUAGCCUAAAUAAAAGGUUGCUGGGCCCUAUUUGAGAAUUUACAGUAAAUUGUAAAUCAAUGAUGUGCGACAGACAUCAUUCAUGUGUAGGACAUUGUUAAGAGUGAGGCUUUUUCUUUCACUAAAAUAUUCAUGACUGCUGUCACCGGGCACUGCCCACUAGUAUACUCCUACUGUCACUGAACACUGUUCUGCUUUGAUUUUGUGGAGCUGGAAAAGGCCCCAGUUCUGAACGGCUCCCUCCAGCCUGCCCUGGUGCAGCAGCCGUCACAUGUUCCGGGGGGGGCGGUUUGGCUGUUCUUUGCCUUAAAACUACAAUCGGUAAUGUUUUGAAAUCAUGUAGUGUGGUUGUGGUUGUUGUAUCCAUUUGUAUGUUAGUGUGGUGACAGAAUUACAGCGGGUGGAGAUGCAGUCACUUUGCUUUAAAAUAAUGUCCAGUAGUGCUUUAUUCUGGGUUUGUAAUCUCAGAAUAAUUCCCAAGACAUUUCUUGGAAAGAAUUAUGUAAUUUGGUACUAAUUCUGGGAAAAAUAUUUUAUUUAAGUUUACAAUAAUUAAUGAAUAGUGAAUUAAUAUUUACUUAAGUUUAAAUGGAGCUUCUCUUUUGAGUCCUAUUUUUUUAUAAUUAAUAUCAAAUUACACAAUUAUUUUCAGGACACUUUCUAGGAAUCUAUUAUAAAUUACAGACCUAUAAAACAGCAUUUUUGUUCUCUCUUGUCCCCGUUUACUUUGGUAAUCACUUUCAUCACUUCAGUAAUCAAUACUGUAUUCUGUACAUGUUGAAAUUAAUGACAAUGUCACUGCAUUCUAGCAGUGAGCUGAAACUACUUCACAGACACCACACUGCGCUCCAUCCUCUCUGCUGUAGUUCAAAAAAGCUUUUGGCUUUAACAUAAGUUUAGCAUAACAUUAAACAGGCUCUGCUACAUUCACUGGUUCACUGUUUGCCGAAUAGUCAUCGCUUCUCUUUAUGUUUUUUAGUGGAUUUUUGUUUGAACCUUCCAGGCCACUGGUUAAACUAAGAUUGUGUGUGACACUGGAUGGAAAAUUGUGACUACCAUGAUGGAGCUGCCGAUAGUGUAACUGGAUUUUAUAAAGCUCCGACACAUUCUAACACAUUUUAUUCUCAAAUGUUUGCAAUUCAUAGAAAAUUAACAUUUGUAUUAUGGAAAGAGUCUCCAGAGACUACAGUUCUUGUAACUGAAACAUUAAAUGUUAUAGAAUCUAGAACUGUCAGGGUGUCAUUAAUUUGGGUGAUUACAUCAUACUUUGAUGUAAAAGUGCUUAACUUCAAUCAGCCCUUGUUGAUAUGAUGUCAAAUAAUGCAUUUCAUUUCAAAAGAACUCUGUGUCCAUUUGUUUUCAUAAAUUGCAAUAUACAUGAUGAUGCCGAUAGCGUCAUUUGCCCAGCAGCCUGAAGUCCAGCUACCUGUAUCUGAACACUUCUCAAGAUUUAUUGUAAUGGUGAGUUUUUGUUUACAAUAAAUGUGACUGAGUCAUG
Molecule: messenger RNA, 5808 nt
Organism: Dicentrarchus labrax (European seabass)
Lineage: Eukaryota; Metazoa; Chordata; Actinopteri; Moronidae
Gene: nfil3
Product: nuclear factor, interleukin 3 regulated
Exons: 2
Coding region: 315-1688 (457 amino acids)
Biological process (GO): circadian rhythm; regulation of DNA-templated transcription; DNA-templated transcription
Cellular component (GO): nucleus
Molecular function (GO): DNA binding; DNA-binding transcription factor activity
Source: RefSeq, a predicted model, not a curated record